AUGUCCCCUUAUAACUAUUAUCUUUGUCGAAGUGAUAAGCAAACAAAAGAAAGGCAUCUUUCAAAAGCACAUGGUGGGAUGAAAACACCUCUUGUCCAAUUUGUUGAUGCUACUGCUCCAAUUGCUGCAGAAGCCUUAGAUACCUACAAACGUAUUUGCCUGAAAAAAUUGGAAAUCACAAAGGAAACAAUUUAUUCCAGUCAAAGUGAAGAUGGUCUUUUAUCACCAACUCAUCAAAGCUUAGACAAAACAUUGUCAAUUGGCCAUAGUAACCUAGAAGAAAAGAUGGAUACGGUAGUUUCUAUGUUGAAAGAUUUUAUCCACCAAAAUCGACCAGCAAAAAGUUCCUUCGGCUACAAGUACUGCUUCUGA
Messenger RNA from Paramuricea clavata, 372 nucleotides. The record is from the annotation of a GenBank genome assembly. Lineage: Eukaryota; Metazoa; Cnidaria; Anthozoa; Malacalcyonacea; Plexauridae.